AUAUAAAUAAAAAAAUGAUUGUAGACAAAGUUGUAUUAAUUACAGGUUCUUCGUCAGGUAUUGGAAGGUGUUUAACCAAGGCAUUUUUCGAAUAUGGGUUCAGGGUAUAUGCAUCAAGUAGAGACGUUCUAUCAAUUAAAGAUUUCGAAGAUAUGGGUAUUAAUACAUUGCAAAUCGAUGUAAAAGACUCACAAUCUAUCAAAGAUGCAGUCAACUAUAUUAUAGAGAAAGAAAAGAAAAUUGAUGUUUUGGUUAACAAUAGUGGUGUUUGUUAUUAUGGUCCUGCUGUAGAAUUACCAGAUUCAGAGCUUGAUGAAAUGUUUCAAACUAAUUUCUUUGGUACCGUUAAAUGCACAAAAGAAGUUGCACCACAUAUGAUAAAAGAAAAAUUAGGGUUAAUUGUAAAUGUUGGAUCUGUAGCAGGUUAUUUACCAAUGCCAAUUUCAUCGGGAUAUUGCAGUUCAAAAGCUGCUUUACACAGCUGGAGUGAUAGUCUAAGAGUAGAGUUGGCACCAUUUAACAUUAAAGUAUUAACUGUCGCACCAGGACCAAUAAAAACAGAUAUAGUUAACAAGGGUUUACCAGGCUUAGAGGAAAUUGUUUCAAAUCCAAAUUCGCCAUAUGCACCAAUUUUUAAUGAAAUUAUGGAUAGACCAAGAACAUCAUUAAAAAAUCAAGUACCAGUUCAAGGUUUGGUUGAUUCUAUUAUGAAAAGAAUAUUUUCAAGAAACAGCUCAGGAGUUUUAAGAUAUGGUCCAGGUUCAACUGUUUUAUUAUUAUUAUCAUAUUUACCAUCAAGAUUAUUAGAUUUUAUAUUUAGUAAAAAAUUUGGAUUUAAUAAAUUAAAAUCAAUAGUUAAUAAAAACAAUAGCAAUAGCAAUAAUAAUAAUAAUAAAAAAGAAAAUUAAAUAAAUAUAUAUUGAUAAACUAU
This is a messenger RNA of Dictyostelium purpureum, 931 nucleotides long. RefSeq lists its product as uncharacterized. The transcript has a single exon. NCBI's taxonomy places the organism in Eukaryota, Evosea, Eumycetozoa, Dictyosteliales, Dictyosteliaceae. Gene Ontology annotation, molecular function: triacylglycerol lipase activity; acylglycerone-phosphate reductase (NADP+) activity. The record is from RefSeq and is a predicted model, not a curated record. Gene Ontology annotation, cellular component: endoplasmic reticulum; lipid droplet. The coding region runs from base 15 to 908 and encodes 297 amino acids. Gene Ontology annotation, biological process: triglyceride catabolic process; phosphatidic acid biosynthetic process.